Molecule: messenger RNA, 591 nt
Organism: Racocetra fulgida
Lineage: Eukaryota; Fungi; Glomeromycota; Glomeromycetes; Diversisporales; Gigasporaceae
Source: the annotation of a GenBank genome assembly
AUGUCUGAAGCUGUAGUAGAAGGGCUUAAAAAUGUAGCAAAGAUUGCCGAAGCAGCAUCAUCAUUCAUUCCGGUACUUGAUGCUAUAUCAAAACUGAUUAAAGAAAUUGUUGGAAUUUAUGAAAAGUCCGAAUUCAAUAAAAAUAUGUGUUCCAGAUUAGUUGAUCGUGUACUAAUGGCAGAAUAUGAAAUAAAAAGAUUAAAAUUAAUUAAAAAACGAUAUGAAGGAAAAUUUAAAGAACAAGAAUAUUAUGAUUCUCUUCAAAAAUUUAUAACUACAUUGGAAAAGAUUAAAAGAUUUAUUAAAGAAAAGUUUGAAUCUCUAGCUCAAGAGUUUGAUAACUCUAUGAAACAUUUAAACUUUAGUAUGGCAAUUGAUUUUGAAGAACAGCGAAAGUUGGAUACCGACGAAUUAAAAUCAAGUUUAAAUGAAAUAAAAAAGAUCAAUAUCAUGAAGUCUCGGGACACAUUCGUUUUUAAGCCGUUUCAAAUAGAACAAAAAGACUUAACUCCUUGUUCUUUGAGUCCAGAUGAAUUUUCUAGAUUAGGAAAUUCUUCUUAUUUGUGUAAAAGAAUGUAUAAAUUUGAAGAG